Molecule: messenger RNA, 283 nt
Organism: Peromyscus leucopus (white-footed mouse)
Lineage: Eukaryota; Metazoa; Chordata; Mammalia; Rodentia; Cricetidae
Gene: Smim40
Product: small integral membrane protein 40
Exons: 1
Coding region: 21-263 (80 amino acids)
Source: RefSeq, a predicted model, not a curated record
UGUCCCCGCCGUGGGUGAGGAUGGCAGAGGAAGGGGGCAGUGUGGAGGAGGGGGAUGUGUUCCUAGCAUUCGCCCAGGGUCCCACUCCUCCUCGGGGGCCCGUGCGGCGCGCUUUGGACAAGAUCUUCUUCACCUUCUUGGUCCUCUUCCUGACACUGCUCAUGCUGGAGGCUGCUUACAAACUGCUGUGGCCCCUGCCAUGGGCUACAUUUCGGGACUGGCUCCUGAAGACACCCAAGGAGGAAGAGGCGCUGGAACUCUGAGCAUCUCCCCGUAGAGAUCC